AUGUACACUUUGCGACACAGUCCGGAAGUGAUGGUCAACAGGAUUGGUCACCCGCUACCUUGGAACAAUGUUCAACAGCAUGAAAAUCCGAAACUUUUAACUAUCAAUAAGGGAUUCUUUGAAAACCGAAAAGGUCUUGAAUCACCCUCUAAGCAAUAUGAAAAUGUGAAAGAUUAA
Molecule: messenger RNA, 177 nt
Organism: Dentiscutata erythropus
Lineage: Eukaryota; Fungi; Glomeromycota; Glomeromycetes; Diversisporales; Gigasporaceae
Source: the annotation of a GenBank genome assembly